GUAAAUGUAUCCAGUUUAUCUGCAUUCUACAGAUACAAAACAGCAGGUGUGUCAAGAGAUAGACACACCUGCUAAUCUGCUGUUAGUUCAUAUAUUACCUGAAGCUCAGAUUUGUAUGCUCAUUUUCCCAACUGUGGAUGUGAAGCUUAAAACCUGGUAACUUAAGUCAAACUUGGCAAAAGUGCAAAAUGGCAUCUGAAGUUAUUUCUGAGGAGGACUUCACUUGUCCUGUGUGCUUGGACUUUUUUGUAAAUCCUGUUGUUCUACCCUGUAGUCACAGCAUCUGUUCAGACUGCAUUCAGACUUUUUGGGAAAGUAAAGGAUCUAAUGAAUGUCCCAUUUGCAGAAAAAUAUCCAUGAUACGUGAUCCUCCAGUAAAUCUGGCAUUGAGGAACCUGUGUGAGAGUUUUCAACAGGAGAGAAAGCAGAGAUCUUCAUCUGAAGAUGAAACGGUCUGCAGCGUUCACAAAGAGAAGCUCAAACUCUUCUGUCUGGAUGAUCAACAGCCCGUGUGUUUGGUGUGUCGAGACUCCAAAAUACACACCGACCACAAAUUCUGUCCCAUAGAGGAAGCCGUGAACAACAAUAAGGAGGAACUCAGAGAUUCACUGAAACACUUACAGGAGAAACUGGGAUCAUUUGAGAAUUUUAAACUGACUUUGGAUCAAACUGCUGAUCAUAUUAAGAAUGAAACUCAAGAUACAGAGGAGAAGAUCAACAAGGAGUUUGAGGAACUUCAAGAGAUUCUAGUAAAUGAAAAAGAAGCCAGAAUAACAGCGCUGAGAGAAGAAGAGAAGCUGAAGAGUCAGAAGAUAAUGGAGAAGACUGAGAAGACGAGCAAACAGAUUGUAUCUCUCAUAUGGACAAUCAGAGACAUAGAGGAGCAGAUGAAGGCUGAAGAUGAUGCAUUCCUCAAGAACUUCAAGAACACAUUGCAAAGAGCCAAGAGUAGCCCACCAGAUCCAGGGAAUGUCUCAGAAUUGCUGAUCGACGGCCCAAAAUACCUGAGCGACAUGAAGCGCACUGUGUUACAGAAGAUUGAGGGUUCCAGUGGGGACCACAGUGUCAGGGGGGGGCCCAUCUUAAGAGGGAACAAGAGUAGCAGGAGGGGCCAAAAUUUUAGGGGGAGCACUAAUCACAGGGGGGGCCAGAAUCCCAGAGGGGGGCCACAGCUCCAGGGGGUCCCAGAGUUCCAGGGGAUAGCCACUGUUCUGGGGGAUCAUAUAGACCAAGGGGGGCUAUAA
Molecule: messenger RNA, 1244 nt
Organism: Megalobrama amblycephala (Wuchang bream)
Lineage: Eukaryota; Metazoa; Chordata; Actinopteri; Cypriniformes; Xenocyprididae
Product: E3 ubiquitin-protein ligase TRIM17-like
Exons: 5
Coding region: 189-1244 (351 amino acids)
Molecular function (GO): zinc ion binding
Source: RefSeq, a predicted model, not a curated record